AUGUCUCAUUACGGUCAACCGCAAUACGGUGAAUACUACGGCCAGCAGGGCUACCCUCAGCAAGCCCCACCCCAGGGUUAUCCCCCACAACAACAGCCGUACGGUCAAUCUCCAUAUGAUUACCAGCAGGGCCACCCCUCUCCAUACACUGAGCAAUCCCAAUAUGGCGGCUCAUACAACCAGCCCCCGCAUCCGUCCUACCAGGACCGUGGUAGCUCCCCGUACCCGCCCCAGCAGCAAUAUCAGCAAUACCCCCAAGGUGGCGCAAACGCAGACUACUACGGCGCCCCAGCCCAGCAGCCGCAGGCCUACCCAACUGGCGAGGUCGACCCCAACGGUGAGAAGGGCCUCGGCUCCACAUUGGCCGGAGGGGCACUGGGCGGGUUUGCAGGCCACAAGAUGGGCCAUGGUGUAGGCCACGGGCUCUUGGGAACGGCCGGCGGUGCCCUCGUCGGUGCUAUCGGGAUGAACAUGGCUACGAACCAGAUCAAGAAGCAUAAGAAAGAGGACAAGGAGGAGCGCAAGCGCCAAAAGAAGCGCGAGAAGCAGGAGCGCAAGCACCGCCGUCACCGCUCGCACAGCUCCAGUUCCAGCUCCAGCUCCAGCUCCAGCGAUAGCGAUUAA
Penicillium chermesinum is the source of this 624-nucleotide messenger RNA. RefSeq lists its product as uncharacterized. The transcript has 2 exons. Gene Ontology annotation, cellular component: outer membrane. Bases 1 to 624 code for a protein of 207 amino acids. NCBI's taxonomy places the organism in Eukaryota, Fungi, Ascomycota, Eurotiomycetes, Eurotiales, Aspergillaceae. The record is from RefSeq and is a predicted model, not a curated record.